Molecule: messenger RNA, 1356 nt
Organism: Aspergillus ibericus CBS 121593
Lineage: Eukaryota; Fungi; Ascomycota; Eurotiomycetes; Eurotiales; Aspergillaceae
Product: NADPH:quinone oxidoreductase family protein
Exons: 2
Coding region: 133-1170 (345 amino acids)
Cellular component (GO): mitochondrion
Molecular function (GO): zinc ion binding; oxidoreductase activity
Source: RefSeq, a predicted model, not a curated record
GCUUGCUCUCCCCUCCACCAGCCGCCCCCAUCGGGCUCAACUUGAUCAAAGUACAACCUUGCUCGUGGUUUCUAUCGUGUCUGUCCAGCUUGACUGCUUCAAAGUCCCGCGGUCCUCAAAUUAUCCCUCAGCAUGCGAGCCAUCCAAGUGAAGGAAUAUGUCAAGGGACCUCUGGAUCUCCAAGUCACUACGCUUCCCACGCCCUCGCCAUCUGCAACCGAGUACCUGAUUGAGAUCCACUCAGCAGGCACCAACUUCUUCGACCUACUGCAGAUCCAAGGCAAAUACCAGCAUCAGCCUCCCCUUCCCUGGAUCGGGGGCGUAGAGUUCGCUGGGACCAUCCUGGCCGUGCCAACAACAGCGCAGGCCUCAUUGCGAUAUAAAGUCGGGGAUCGAGUCUUCGGGGCUACGCAAGGCGCCUACGCCACCCACAUUCUAGCUCAAGAGCACACCCUCCUCCCGGUUCCAGCGGGCUGGAGCUUCGAAGAUGCAGCGGGUCUCUUUGUCACGGCUCCCACCUCAUACGGUGGUCUCGUGCACCGAGCGAACGUGCAGCCAGGCGAUUGGGUCCUCGUCCAUGCUGCAGCUGGUGGCGUCGGGCUGGCCGCCGUGCAAAUUGCCAAAGCUAAAGGAGCGACGGUGAUCGCGACCGCAGGUACCGAGCGGAAGCGGCAGAUCGCGCGCCAGUUCGGAGCCGAUCACGUCAUCGAUUAUCGGGAUAAGAGCUGGCCCGAAGAGGUGAAGCGGUUGUGUGCGCAAUAUCGGACCGGGAAUGGGAAAGCCGGUGUAGACAUUGUGUAUGACCCCGUGGGCAUGAUCGAGCCUAGUUUGAAAUGCGUGGCGUGGAAUGCACGAUUGUUGGUCAUUGGGUUUGCCGCGGGUAAGAUCGAGAAGGUGGCGCUGAACCGGGUGCUGCUGAAGAAUGUGAGUCUGGUUGGGUUGCACUGGGGCCAGUAUGCUCGAUUCGAAAAGGAAACCGAUCGGGCGGUCUGGAAGGGAAUCUUUGAUAUCGUGGCGCAGGGCAAGUUCAAGGGUACGGCCUUCAAGGAUGAGAGCUUCGUGGGUUUGGAGAGCGUGCCUCGCGCGUUGCAGGCGCUGGGCGGGCGGGAAACAUGGGGGAAGGUAGUUGUGAAGAUCAUUGACGAUGAUAUUGCAACGAGUAAACUAUAGGUGGGAAGGUGCUUCUUCCAGCUCGAUCAGGGUUACUGGACCAGCCAACAGGAGCUACGGUACAUUAUAUCGGGAAGUGCACACUGAGCAAUAAUCAAUCAAUUCAGAGCUAAAUAACAUAGCGAACGAUCCGGCACAGACAGGCGAUACUACCCAUGUCUCCGUCGAUAUCUAGUAUGUAGGUGC